Molecule: messenger RNA, 1167 nt
Organism: Beta vulgaris subsp. vulgaris (sugar beet)
Lineage: Eukaryota; Viridiplantae; Streptophyta; Magnoliopsida; Caryophyllales; Amaranthaceae
Exons: 4
Coding region: 1-1167 (388 amino acids)
Biological process (GO): protein phosphorylation
Molecular function (GO): ATP binding; protein kinase activity
Source: RefSeq, a predicted model, not a curated record
AUGUCGGAGAACAAGAACACCUCUCUUACUCAUGGUGAAGAUGAAGAGAAUAAUCGCUCGGAAAAGAAGGAAGCAGACAAAAUCUCUACCAAAGAAGCUAAACUGGAGGAGAAGCAAGAAAAUGAUAAUAUGGAGAUCGAUCACACAACAGCUGAUGAUGCUACUUUUACUGCUAGUGAUGAUAUUUCAAAUGAAAGUUCUGAUGAUGAAGUUGAAAUUGACGAUGAUCGGAUGAAGAUUAUGUGUCCUAAAACCAACCAAAUCGUCCAGAUUUAUAAAUCUGGACCUAGUGGAGUUGUGUCGAGGCUGAUGACUGAUUUUGAAGAGGUGAAGUUUCUUGGUGCUGGUGGCUAUGGGUGCGUGGUGGAAGUCCGAAACAAAAUCGACCGCCAACAUUAUGCACUAAAGAAAAUCAAGUUCAAUAGUUCAGAAAUUGGCUAUGAAUAUGUGGUCAGGGAAGCUAGAGCUAUGGCGAAACUAAAUCAUCGUAACAUUGUUAGGUAUCAUACAGCUUGGUUGGAAAAAGAUAUAGUCGGAAUUGUGACUAAGGAAGGGGAUAGUUUUGAUGAUGAAGAAUAUUCAGAGGGGGUUGAUGAUGAAAUCUAUAUUGUGGCAAAGGGUGAGGAAAUUGGGUCCAUGCUGUGCAUACAACAAGAACUUUGUUAUGGAUCACUUGAAGAUAUAAUGGGAGAGUUGGCAAAAGAAAAGAUUAAAUCCACAUUUGAGCAAAUUCUCAAUGGGGUAGCUUACCUCCACAACAAGGGCAUUGUUCAUGGGGAUUUAUCUCCAUCAAAUAUUUUUCUGGAUGAGACAAAAGAAGUGGUGAAAAUAGGGGACUUUGGCCUUGCAAAUCUGUCCAAUGAAGAGCACAUCCGUCCAACCACUUGUUAUCGUGCACUGGAAUUAGGUGAUCCUUGCAUCUUUAGCAAAGAAAGUGACAUUUACAGUUUGGGAAUAAUUCUAGUAGAAAUGCUUGCAAAGUUUUCAUACAUUGGUGAAAAAAUACGUGAGCUAAAAAACUUUCAAGAGAGUGAAAUAUGGCCUGAAUCAUUAAAGUCUACCAAUGACAUGACAAAACAACUCAUCAAAGAAAUGACAAACAAUAACCCACUUAUGAGGCCUACUGCAAACUACAUCUCUUUGCAAACCACCAACCUUUCCAUUUGA